Messenger RNA from Eleginops maclovinus (Patagonian blennie), 5496 nucleotides. RefSeq names its product Janus kinase 1 (gene jak1). The coding region runs from base 278 to 3799 and encodes 1173 amino acids. Gene Ontology annotation, biological process: cell surface receptor signaling pathway via JAK-STAT; growth hormone receptor signaling pathway via JAK-STAT; intracellular signal transduction. Lineage: Eukaryota; Metazoa; Chordata; Actinopteri; Perciformes; Eleginopidae. Gene Ontology annotation, cellular component: cytoskeleton; cytosol; membrane. The transcript is spliced from 25 exons. The record is from RefSeq and is a predicted model, not a curated record. Gene Ontology annotation, molecular function: ATP binding; non-membrane spanning protein tyrosine kinase activity; growth hormone receptor binding.
UGGAAGGGUUAGAAAGAACAGAGGCUGCUUUUUCUCGCCUCAAGCUACCGGUCAUCAACACAUUCUGUGGAUUAAGGUCGAUAUUUCUUUCACUUUGGAUACUGAAUAUUAUUCUUGGGAAGUUUUUGAAUAAAGAAGCUGAGACACGAUACUUACAAAUCCACCUAGAGAGGAGCUACAACUUGGUGGGAGCGUCUAAUGUACUGAACGAAACGGAAGUAACUUGCCAGCUGUCUGGCCAAGCUCCGAGUUUUCCCUCUGCUCGUCCAGUGUCUGAAUGCCAACUCUGUGGGUGAUGGAGUUGAGCAGGCAACUCUGUGGGAAGAUGAGGAGAUCCAGUAAGAGGGUCCAACUGUCCUCCUCUCUUUCUUCCAUUCGUGGCUUGGAAAUCCACUUUUACACAGAGGACGUGCAACCCCUAGAGUAUUUCAAAGGUUCCUUCACCGCUUUGGAGCUUUGUGUGGAGGCUGCCAAAAAAUGCUCAAUCUCUCCCUUGUGCCAUAACCUGUAUGCCCUUUAUGAUGAGACAACUUGCACAUGGUACCCCCCCACCUUUGAGUUCAGCAUCACAGAUGAAACCAGUGUCAAGUUGCACUAUCGCAUGAGGUUUUAUUUCAGAAACUGGCAUGGCACCACUGAAGGAGAGUCUCCAGUUUGGAGGCACUGCAUAAGUAAACUCAAAGGAGGACUCAGCCCAAAGAAAACUCCAGAAGGAACCCCCUUACUGGACGCGGCCUCUCUCAACUACCUGUUUGACCAGGGCCAGCAUGACUUUGUGAAAGGCAUGGUUCCACUGAGGGUUUCUCACUCUGAGGCAGAGCAACACGAGAUAGAAAAUGAAUGUUUGGGCAUGGCUGUGCUUGCCAUCAGCUACUACAACAUGAGCACAGAUACGUCCUCGCCCCAUGCUUCCAAUGAAAUCAGCUACAAACGUUUCAUCCCGGAGUCGCUGAACUUCAACAUUAAGCGGCGCAACUUCCUAACGCGCAUCCGCAUCAACAACGUCUUUAAGAAAUUCCUCAGUGAAUUCAACCAGCGCACAAUGAAGGACAGCAACAUCACGUCAUACGACCUGAAGAUCAAGUACCUGGCCACGCUGGAGGGCCUGACCAGCGGCCUGGGCAGUGAGCUGCAGGAGCCCCUCACACUCUGUGUGACACAGGAAGGAGAUGUCUACAAUGGAGGGAACAAUGGGUAUUACCACCAAAGCCAAGGGCAGAGCCUGAGCCAGAACAAGAAGACGAGCCACGGCAUGCAGGUUCUGGUUACUGGAACCACUGGCAUUUCCUGGAGGAAGAAGCCUGCUACAGCACCUCUGAUCGUCAAAGAAAAGGGCAAGUUGAAGAAGAACAAGUUGGAUGAAAAUCAGAAAAAUGACGACUGGGUGGUGUUCUGUGACUUCCAUGAGAUCACACACACUGUGAUCAGAGACAAUCUAGUCACCAUCUACAGACAGGACAACAAGAGGAUGGAGUUGGAAAUGGCUUCUAAGGUGGAUGCUCUGUCCUUUGCAGCCCUUGUGGAUGGGUACUUCAGGCUGACAGUGGAUGCCCAUCACUUCCUGUGCAAGGAGGUGGCACCUGCUUCAGUGGUGCACAACAUCAACAAUGGCUGCCAUGGACCCAUCUGCACGGAGUACGCCAUCCAAAAGCUCCGUCAGGAGGGAAACGAGGAGGGCACCUACGUCCUGCGCUGGAGCUGCACUGACUACCAGUACAUCAUCAUCACUGUGGUCUGCACUGAGAUCGACCUGAGGGAGUCUCGUCCUGUGCGUCAGUAUAAGAACUUCCAGAUUGAGGUGUCCCCCACUGGUUUCCGCUUGUUCGGCACUGAGACGGUCCGGGCCACUCUGGUUGAGCUGCUGGAGCACCUGGAGGGCCAAAACCUUCGCACAGACAAUUUCCAGUUCCAGCUGCAGCGCUGUUGCCCUCCACAGCCUAGAGAGGUCUCUAACCUGCUGGUGGUAACCAAAGAAAGAGAGCCGGUCCUUCAGACUCCCAUGCAGGAGAGUCAGGUCAGCUUCCAUCGCAUUCUCAAGGAGGAGAUUAAACAGGAGGAGCACCUUGGCCGGGGCACAAGAACCAACAUCUACGCAGGCUCACUGAUGGUGAAAAGUAACGAGGAGGAUGAGGACAAUGCAGGGAACUCAUGCUCCCAGGAGGUGAAGGUGGUCCUGAAGGUGCUGGGUUCUGGACACAGGGACAUCUCACUGGCCUUCUUCGAAACAGCCAGCAUGAUGCGACAAGUGUCCCACAAACACAUGGUGCUGCUCUACGGAGUGUGUGUCCGCAACCAGGAGAAUAUCAUGGUUGAGGAGUUUGUCCAGCUAGGUCCUCUGGACUUGUUUAUGAGGAGACAGCAGAUCCCACUCAGCACACCGUGGAAGUUCCAGGUGGCCAAGCAGCUGGCCUCAGCUCUCAGCUACUUGGAGGACAAAAAGCUAGUCCAUGGCUUUGUGUGUGCUAAAAACAUCCUGUUGGCCAGAGACGGGCUGGACGCUGAUGAAGGAGGGCCCUUCAUUAAGCUCAGCGACCCAGGAAUACCAAUCACAGUACUCACCAGAGAGGAGUGUGUGCAUCGCAUUCCAUGGAUCGCUCCCGAGUGUGUGAACAGCAUGUCCUCCCUGAGCGUCCCGGCUGACAAGUGGGGCUUUGGUACCACCCUGUGGGAGAUCUGCUAUGAUGGAGAGGAACCCCUCAAAGACAAGAAAUUGACAGAGAAAGAGCGGUUCUAUGAAACCGAGUGCCAACUGGCCACCCCAGACUGCAAAGAGCUGGCUAUGCUGAUGACCCACUGCAUGAACUACGACCCCAAGAAGAGACCUUUCUUCAGGGCUAUCGUCAGAGACAUAGACAUGCUAGAAGAAACGGACCCAUUCAUCAAACCCCAGCCUACUCUACCGGUGGACCCAACUGUGUUUGAAAAGAGAUUCUUAACGAGGAUCAGAGAUCUGGGCGAGGGCCACUUUGGUAAAGUUGAGCUCUGUCGCUAUGAUCCUCGGGGAGAUAGGACAGGUGAGCUGGUGGCGGUGAAGUCCCUGAAGCCUGAAACCCGCGAAGAGCAGACCAACAACCUCUCGACGGAGAUUAACAUCCUGAAAGCGCUCUACCAUGAAAACAUUGUCAAAUACAAGGGCAUCUGCCAGGAGGAAGGUGGUCAGGCCAUUAAGCUGAUCAUGGAGUACCUUCCGCUGGGCAGUCUGAAGGAGUAUCUACCGCGAAACAAAAGCAGGACCAGCCUCAGCACCCUGCUCAGCUACUCUGUCCAGAUAUGCAAGGGAAUGGACUAUCUUGGAUCCCAAAACUACAUCCACCGGGACCUGGCUGCCCGAAAUGUGCUGGUGGAGAACGAGAGGACUGUGAAGAUCGGAGAUUUCGGCUUAACCAAAAGCAUCAAAGAAAACGAGGGAUAUUACACCGUCAAAGACGAAAACGACAGCCCUGUUUUCUGGUAUGCUCCAGAGUGUCUGACUCACUGCAAGUUCUACCUUGCUUCAGACGUCUGGUCCUUCGGGGUGACGAUGUAUGAGCUCAUCACCUACUGCGACUCCUCCAAGAGCCCGAUGACGCUUUUCCAUCGUAUGAUUGGAAAGAGUCAGGGACAGAUGACUAUCAUCCGCCUGGUGAAGGUGUUGGCAGAAGAGCAGAGGUUACCACGUCCUGAGAGCUGUCCUGAGCUUGUAUACGAGCUGAUGCGCAAGUGCUGGGAGAACAAGCCCGAGAGGAGAAUCACCUUCAAGCGCUUGGUGGAGGAGCUGACCAACAUGCAGCAGACUUUCCAAUCUCAAAACAACAUUUAAACCGCCUCAGGCACUUUGAGGCUCUGGAAGUGAAGUUCACUUUUGCCUGCAGACUCGGAACCAGAUGCUUUUGGCAAAACUGACCCCAGAUCUGCAUGUGUUGCUUCAUUUUACUGAAAGACAGUCCUUUAAGAAUCAGAGCUUCACCCACAUAAACCUUAGACAACCCUGAAAAAAACGUAUUUUCCCAUCUUUUAUUUUAGUUUACUAUGUUUGUAUUUCUCAUUUCUGUUUUUCCUCAUUUGAAUUAUUCUGGAUGAAAGAAAGUAAAUAUGGUUAGAAUAUGUAGCCUUAGCUCACGCUAAAUGUGCCGUUAUGUUUUACAAAAGGACUUCCAAGUGUAUCUCACGGAUUGAACUGUACGCGUCACCACAAAUUUCAAACUUGCUGCUCCUUUUAAUGUGCGCCGAAGGCCUUUAUAAUCGUGAGGACUUGAGGCUGGUGUGGCUCCUACUGAUGGACGCUUGGAAGAUGGAGGCCGUGCAGAGACUCAUGUUGUUUGGAUGGAUGGACACAGGCAUUAACACAGACACUGAUGGAUGUGUUUUUCUACUUUUUGUGCCAUUGCUGUUUGUCUCAUGGACUCCUGUCGGGAGAAAAUCCCAUCAUUUUUAUUUGUUUUAGUUAGAAAUCAGAGGGAUCUGUGACAGAUUUAUUUUAAUGGUGAGCAGAUGCAGUCUCUAAGAACUGGCUUAGAGUCAGCCAUUUCUGCUUUUAUUAGUUUCAUGCUGUCAAGCAAUUUGGAGAUAUCUUGCAUUCUGAAAAGCAUUUUUCCUUAUUUUCACACACAUUAGACAAAUGAAGCAAGGAAUUAUUCCACAGAUCACUAGAUAUUCAUUUUUUAAAUAAUCUUACCCAAAAGGGGCCAGACACAUGAGAGCACUUUCUAUGGAAAAGAGCUGCAUCUGCAAACAAGCAGGAAAUCUAAUUAUGUCUCAUUUUGGUUUCUUCAAAUCAGCAGACAUCACAUCUUUUGCACCGCAUUAUGGUCCUCUGAUAGAUGGAGGUAGUUCAGUUUUUAUUCUUUCUGUUCUAAAUGUAAAUGUUAAUUGAACUCUCGACUCUUAAAAUAAGCACCUGUGAGAGACACUUGAGGGCAGUAUCACCUCAGUUCACUACUCUCUACUGUUUGUGUAGCUUUCAAAAAUAUAUAUUAUCAAAUGUCUAUAUACUAUACAGAAUAUUGCAAAAAAAUAUGCCAUGGAUAGGAUUGUAUAUGGAAGGAUGGUACACAGUUUUAAGAGAGAAAAAUUGAUCAUGGAUUUUUCACAUGGCAUUUUAUGUUCAGCAAAUUAUAUUUUUUCUUUUUGUGACUUUCAUAAUUAUGUAUGUGUCAUUUCUAUCCAAUAUGCCAGAAUAUUCAUAAAACACUUAUUUUAUCUGCGAGUUUGUGAAAUGGUAUGAGCAGAGAGCUUUUUUUCUGUUUCGACGUUAGCUGAUUUAUGUCACUCAGACGUUCAAGAAAUGGUCAGUUAAGUUGCUUUACUGUGAAUGUUGGAAUCAAGUGUGGAACAACUGUUAAAAACAUAGACACAAUUUUGCUUCAGUCCACAUUUUAUUUAGGAAUGUAAAAGACAAUUCCUUCUGCUCAAAAUAAGAAAAAGAAAUAUAUUUUUCAGAAAAUAAGACGAAAAUAUGAAUAUGGAAAGUAAAAGUAUCCAUAAAUACACAAUGAAAAAAUAAAUAAAAUCAAUGUU